CGCGCUGUUGGCCUCUCAUAAGAGCAACGUUCUCAUUUUUCCCUUCUCCUUUGCAACUGAAAUGGCGUCACAAGCAGAAUCGCAGCAUCCCAGAAAGGCUUUCGGAUGGGCAGCUAGAGAUUCAUCUGGUGUUCUUUCCCCUUUCAACUUCUCCAGAAGGGAAACGGGGGAGAAAGAUGUGACAUUCAAAGUGCUGUAUUGUGGGAUAUGCCACUCGGACCUCCACAUGCUGAAGAACGAGUGGGGCAAUUCCAUCUACCCUCUAGUACCUGGGCAUGAGAUUGCUGGUGUAGUGACAGAGGUGGGAAGCAAGGUGCAAAAGUUCAAAGUUGGAGACAAGGUUGGUGUGGGAUGUAUGGUUGGAUCCUGCAACUCAUGCCAAAGCUGUGCAGAUGAUCUUGAGAACUACUGCCCAAAAAUGAUUCUCACAUACGCUGCCAAGUAUGUUGAUGGCACCAUCACAUACGGAGGCUACUCUGACACGAUGGUUGCAGACGAACACUUUGUUAUCCGCAUUCCAGAUGGCAUGCCACUUGAUGCUGCUGCACCUCUCCUUUGUGCUGGGAUCACAGUGUAUAGCCCUUUAAGAUAUUUUGAACUUGACAAGCCUGGUCUACACGUGGGUGUGGUUGGUCUUGGUGGGCUAGGUCAUAUGGCUGUGAAGUUUGCCAAAGCUCUUGGAGCUAAGGUGACAGUAAUUAGUACAUCCCCUAACAAACAGAAAGAGGCUAUUGAACAAUUAGGAGCUGACUCAUUUGUGGUUAGCCGGGAGCAAGAUCAGAUGCAGGCUGCAAUGGGUUCCUUGGAUGGUAUCAUUGAUACUGUUUCAGCAGUCCAUCCUCUCUUUCCUUUGAUUGGUCUGUUGAAGAAUCAUGGUAAACUUGUCAUGGUUGGUGCACCGGAGAAGCCUCUGGAGCUGCCGGUAUUUCCUUUACUUAUGGGUAAGCAUUCCAUAUUAUUGGCAGGGCGAAAGAUUGUCGGUGGCAGUUGCAUUGGAGGGAUGAAGGAGACACAAGAAAUGAUUGAUUUUGCUGCUAAACACAAUGUGAAACCUGAGAUUGAGGUUAUUCCAAUAGAUUAUGUGAACACUGCAAUGGAGCGCCUACUCAAAGCAGAUGUGAAAUAUCGAUUUGUUAUUGACAUAGGAAACACGCUGAAAGCAAGCUCUUGAAUAUAAAAUAUGCAUGAUUCAGAUUUCAGAGACUGAAUGUUGGGCAAGAGGAAAUGGCUGAUUGUUGAUCCUUUUUUUUCAGUACUAUUUCUCUCUUGUUUAGUGGGUUUUUGCUUUGAGGAUUUUAGCUCUUCCUCAGUUCCUUGAUAAAUAAGUAAACGUAGAGCAUAUAAGCUCGGUCGUAAUCCCCUUGUUUGAGAUGAAAAUCGUUUUGUACUACAUUAAAGAGAGACAUUCUAUGUGUUGUUCUCACCUCGAUUGGUAUGAAAAAAAGUUGAAUUAAACAUUUGAAGUGGUUGAGCAAGUGUGUCAUGAAU
Molecule: messenger RNA, 1488 nt
Organism: Gastrolobium bilobum
Lineage: Eukaryota; Viridiplantae; Streptophyta; Magnoliopsida; Fabales; Fabaceae
Product: probable mannitol dehydrogenase
Exons: 5
Coding region: 62-1171 (369 amino acids)
Biological process (GO): lignin biosynthetic process
Molecular function (GO): zinc ion binding; cinnamyl-alcohol dehydrogenase activity
Source: RefSeq, a predicted model, not a curated record